UUUCAGACUCACUGAUGAUCACACAGCAGCAAAAUGCCUGAAGCUGAUGUAACGUACGCUGAUGUUCAGUUCAAAAGACCAAAGACCAAUGAUCCGUUUCUAUCAUCGGAUGACACCACGUACUCUGAAAUCAAGACGCAGAGAUCAGAGCUACCAGUCUGCGCUAACUGCAGCCAGCAACAGGUCGGGUCAAACAGGAAGCGUCAUGUGACCUCAGAGCGAGCGGCGCUGCUGGUUCUCAGCCUUCUUCUGGUCGCUGCCAUCAUCGCUCUCGGAUUCACUAUAUUUAACAACGUGGGAACCAAGAGAAACGUCACCAAGUCUGAAGAUGAACAACUUAAAGAAGUAAAAACAGGAAGCUCAGAUCAGACAAAAUCUCCACCACCUUCUUCCUGUCCACCACCUCCAACAUGUCCUCUUCCUUCUACAUCUCCACCACCUGGACUAAACCUCAAUGAGAAACGUCUGAAGUGUGAAGCAGGCUGGGAGCCUCAUGGAGAAAAGUGUUAUUAUUUCACCACCACUAAAUCAUCCUGGAAGGACAGCAGAGAUGGAUGUAAACUUAACGGAGGAGACCUGGUGAAGAUAGACAGCAGGGAGGAGCAGAUAUUCCUGGAGGCAAGACUGAGAGAGAAAAUGGAGGAAGCUGAGGACAAGUUCUGGAUCGGACUGACAGACUCAGAGGAAGAAGGAAGAUGGUUGUGGGUGGAUGGAUCGUCUCUGGACACAUGUUUGAAGUUUUGGAACGGCAAUGAGCCGGAUGACUGGAAAGGUAAUAAUGGCACAAAUCCUGAUGGAGAGGACUGUGUGAGGAUGGGGGAGAAAGGAGGAGCUGCUGAUCUGAAGUGUUGGUUUGAUAAAUCCUGCAACGUCCCUCAUAAAAGUAUUUGUGAGAAAGCAGCAGAAACUAGUUGAAUUUAAUCUGUAAGAGUUUAAAGUUUCAGCUUGUAAAACAAUCUCAGUUCAGGAUCCAGAAGCUGCAGCGAUGCUGUUUUUAUAAAUCUAAACAUUUAAUUUUCCUUCCAGACAUGUUGAAACAAACAUAAAAUACUCUCAUUUCAUUCUUUGUCUUCUUUAUUUUCUUAUUAUUACAACAGCAGGAUCAACAGUGA
Molecule: messenger RNA, 1112 nt
Organism: Melanotaenia boesemani (Boeseman's rainbowfish)
Lineage: Eukaryota; Metazoa; Chordata; Actinopteri; Atheriniformes; Melanotaeniidae
Product: type-2 ice-structuring protein-like
Exons: 9
Coding region: 34-915 (293 amino acids)
Source: RefSeq, a predicted model, not a curated record